Pocillopora verrucosa is the source of this 1845-nucleotide messenger RNA. RefSeq lists its product as uncharacterized. The record is from RefSeq and is a predicted model, not a curated record. NCBI's taxonomy places the organism in Eukaryota, Metazoa, Cnidaria, Anthozoa, Scleractinia, Pocilloporidae.
UUCUAAGAACGCGUCCAACAAACUCGAAGACAAACAAACAAGUCGGAAAGCAGCUCAGUUCAUACAGUAGUCUAAAAUUUCGCCUCGAAACAUAACCAAUGUCCGAGAAGAAGCGCGUGUAUCUUUUCAACUGCGAUAACACUUACGAUCUUACCGUCGUUGACGCUUGGAUUCGAUCCGUCCAAGAGAAAAUACCUUUCACUUUUACGGUAUCGAAACAUUAUUUCAGUCUCCGUGACAUGUCUAAAUUAUGCGAAAACACCAUUUCUAAACUUCACAUUGAUUUCGCUUUUCUUGUGGUACAUGCCGAUGAAUCUUGUCUAUCAUUCAACGAUAGUAAAGUAGAAAGCGGUUACACCAAAGUUUACAGAGCACUGCUGGACGCUACUGGUGAGAAAGUCGGUGUGGUUAUUGGUGGAGACAGCCAUUACAAAAACCAAGCAGAAGAACACAAAAAUGUCUUAUCACGCUGGGCACAUCGGAUUGUCGGCUCACAGCUCAAGGAAGAGUUUCGUGAUGGGAGAAAAAGCUUCGUAUUUUCUUGGAAUGAAAAACACCGAGCAAUCCACGAGCAGGCACUGCUGCAUUUCCUUGAUCCGAAGAAAGCAGGAGUCAAAUUUGACUGUCAAUCAGAGAUGCCCGCCAAAACGGAUGCAGCUAGUGUUGUUGAGAAGUCAAUUUCCGCACUUGACAAAGUAACUUGCGAUGUUGUGGAUUCCUCGACCAAGGAAAACAGAAAAGGCGUUGUGGAUUUCAUGGUUCUCUGCAGUGACCAAUCAGCUGUGACAGUUAUUUGCAAAAUGUACCCCUUGUCAGGCAUGCGUACUCACUCUGACAUACAUGUUGGCAGCCCCAAAGAGCUGAAAUCUCAUCUGCAGGAGGGUACCUCUGUGUCGUUAUGUGCCAUUGGGCUACAGGCGAGUGCUUUAAAACAGAUUGCAUUGUCAAACGAAUGGAAGAGAUCUGACCUCGGAGAACUGUUGAGGACUGUUCAAAAAGCAGCUGACAGAGUGGUAGUCGUAAUAAUGCACUCAGACAUAAUUGCGGAGACGUUGCCACUAUCACAGAGCGAAGAAGUCAAAGUUACUGAAAAAGUGGAGUUGCUGCUUGGCGAGAAAGGCAUUGUCCUUUGGUGGAGAGGACGCCCUCGCAAGUGUGACGGAGUCCUUAACGAAAUGCUAGUGUUGAAGACGUCUAUUCGCUUUGGUAGGAUCUCAUUCGCAGAAAGGGAUGUGGUAGAAAUGAAAGAGGGCUAUAAGCCACCGGAGCACUUGGUCUCUGAUUUUCUCGAGAAAUACGGUCGUGUUCCACGGGCAGAACUAGAGAUCUAUUAUGAAGAGAGUUCGGGAGGCGUUCGCGCUGUCGUCAAAGAGCUCGAGUCAGCCAUGUUUCGCGCGCUGUCAGAUUACAGGCUAGCAAUGAAAAUGUAAUAAGCCAUCAGAACUGAGAGACGAAAAUCAGAGAGACAAAAUAACUUACAAUCUUAAACCGAGGUCUUGUUUUCAAGAGUGCUGAAAGUUUCUUUUGCUUAUUUACUUUGCAGUUACUUUGCUCUAUUAUAAAGAGCACGAUUUUUUUUUCUAUAGCUGAAAAAAUGAAUUAGGAACUAUGUGCGAUUUACUAAACAUGACGAGGCUGAGCAAAGUCCUUCAAGAAGAAAAAGUUACGAAAUCCCAUUUCAUUUGACGUCACUUUUUGAUCGGAAAAUGUAUACUUACAUUAUAUUUGAAUACAGAAACAAUCAAAAAAGUGUUGAACAACACUUCAGAAGUCAUAUUUCCUGACGGAAACUUAAAAGUCGCAAGAGAAUGUUUUUGCAUGAGCAAUUUAUGUAAAUCUCAAGUA